GUAUGGUACAUCAUCAUGAUGUCCUUGGGUCUGUUCGGCGUUUGGGUCGUCAAAACGACAUAUGGUCGUACUUACCACUCACGCUCUGCCUCCUCGCCUGACUCACCCGGCGUCUCCAUCCUUCGUCCUCUUAAAGGUCUUGACGUUGAGAUGGACGCAUGUCUCGAAUCAGCCUUCCUACAAGAUUACCCUCGUGACAAGUUUGAGGUUAUUCUGUCUGUCGCAGAUGCCAGGGAUCCCGCCGUCACCGUCGCCAAAGAUGUCAUCGAGCGUCACCCGGAGGUGAAUGCACGCUUGAUUAUCGGUGGUGAAGACGUCGGUCCGAAUCCCAAGAUCAACAACCUCAUUAGAUCUUACGAAAGCGCAAAGUUUGACAUCCUCUGGGUUCUUGACUCGAAUGUCUGGGUGAGCCCAGGUACCCUUGGACGUUCCGUCGAUGCCUUCGCUUCGAGCCCACGUAUUCAGUUGGUGCAUCACCUCCCUGUCUGUGUAUCCUCGGAUGCGCCUGAGGACUCGACGUGGGGUGCAAGGUUGGAAGAGAACUACAUGUCGUGUGCACACGCCAAGAUGUACUCCGCCAUCAACAAAGUCGCCAUUGCACCCUGCGUAAUGGGCAAAUCAAACCUGUUCCGUCGGUCGGAUUUGAAUAGGGUCGCGCCGGGUGGGUUGACAGAUUUCGCUCAGUUCAUUGCUGAGGAUCAUCUUAUUGCCGAUGCACUUUGGACAAAGGGUGGCGGACGCACGGUAUUGACUGAAGAUUGCGCUCGUCAGCCGGUACGGGGAACAAGUGCUACUACGUACUUCUUGCGAAGAGUACGAUGGAUUCGGGUGAGGAAGUUCAUGGUGACUGCGGCUACAUUGGUGGAGCCCAUCACGGAGUCUCUGCUCUGUGCGGCUAUAGGAGCCUUCGCUCUUCGCACCUUCUACGGCAUCUCUUUCCUCUUCACGUACGUUGCGACCUUAGCUGUGUGGUGCGCUUCGGACUACGUUCAGUUCCGUGCCCUUCACUCUUGUGCGAACGUCGAGUAUUCGCCAUACACCCCGGCGUUCGCUAGGGGUAACCUGAACAUGGGCCCUGGGUGGUUUGUUACAUGGAUUGUUCGGGAGCUAACUGCGGUUCCGGUUUGGAUUACUGCAAUGGCGGGCCAGGGUGUUACGUGGAGAGAUAGGUUGUUUAGGAUUAAGGUUGAUAUGACCGUGGAGGAGAUCAGACCUUUGGAUGCCAGAGAAUGGAGGGCUUAA
Messenger RNA from Saitoella complicata NRRL Y-17804, 1242 nucleotides. RefSeq lists its product as uncharacterized. Gene Ontology annotation, molecular function: ceramide glucosyltransferase activity. Gene Ontology annotation, cellular component: membrane. The record is from RefSeq and is a predicted model, not a curated record. Gene Ontology annotation, biological process: glucosylceramide biosynthetic process. The transcript is spliced from 2 exons. Bases 16 to 1242 code for a protein of 408 amino acids. NCBI's taxonomy places the organism in Eukaryota, Fungi, Ascomycota, Saitoellomycetes, Saitoellales, Saitoellaceae.